CCACGAGAAUUCAGGGUGUUCAGGUCCGUAGAACUGGACCAAUUUGUAACAAGUGACGAUGAAGAAGAAGCUAGCGAUGGGUUCUUGGAGGCAAUUGAGGAACUUGAGAGAAUGGCGAGAGAACCAUCAGAUAUUUUGGAGGAAAUGAACGAUCGUCUCUCCGCCAAAGAAUUACAAUUAGUGUUAGUUUACUUCUCGCAAGAAGGGAGAGACUCAUGGUGCGCACUUGAAGUCUUUGAGUGGCUAAAAAAGGAGAAUCGAGUGGAUAAAGAGACGAUGGAGCUGAUGGUUUCUAUCAUGUGCGGUUGGUUUAAGAAGUUGAUUGAAGGAGAACACGAGGUUGGUGAUGCAGUUGACCUUCUGGUAGACAUGGAUUGUGUUGGACUGAAGCCUGGUUUUAGCAUGAUUGAGAAAGUGAUAUCAUUGUAUUGGGAGAUAAAGGAGAAGGAGAGAGCAGUUUUGUUUGUGAAGGAGGUAUUGAGGAGAGGUAUUGGUUAUUCACAAGGUGAUGGAGAUGGACAGAAAGGAGGUCCUGCUGGGUAUCUUGCUUGGAAGAUGAUGGUAAAAUUUAAUAUUCAUUAUAUGUUUAUUAAUGCCAUAGCUUACAAGUUUUAGCUUAUUAUAUUAGGGGGCUUUUACCCUUUUUGCAGAACUUUUCUUUUCCAUGCUAAAUCUUAUGUGCUAUUGUUGUUUGUGUUUGAAACUUGGUGCUCUUAAGUUCAGGCCUUUAUUAAUAAUUACAAACAGAUAGGCAACCACUCUGUGGGAUUGAACGUUACUCUUUUAUUCUGCUGGUUAAUUGUGACUUAUCCAUUCAUCAAAAACUGUUGAUGCACUUGUUUUCUGAAAGUAUGUGACCAUAUAUAUGUUUAGAGGUUAUCUACCAUCUUGAUAUUAUUAUGGCAAAAUUUUUAGGCUAUGAACGAACAAAUUCAGACAAUUUUGGAUUUGCAAGUUCGAAAUAGUUCGAUUAAAGAAAGGUUUAAAUUUUAUUAGGAGAUGGUAAAAAUUGAACUCAGGCUAAAAUUCCAUUGAGGGUAUCUCUAAAUGGAUCCUUACAUGGAAUUCUGUAUGAUUUUAAAAUUUCUUAUUUUCUGGUAGAAUUUAUAUCCUCUUCUAAUUGAAUAAGUCUAAAUUUGCAAAUAGAUUCUGUAAAAUUUAUGUAUUCAUUCCAAAUAUAGCCUUAAAUAUAUCUAGAGAUGAAUGUCUGGCGUCUCAUGAGUGAGCUGAGUAUAGCUCCACAUAUUAUUUUUUUAUUCCAAACAUACCCUUGAUAAAAUUAUCGAUGGUUCAAUUACUAGGGAAGAUCUUGACAGUUUUAUAAUU
This is a messenger RNA of Carica papaya (papaya), 1326 nucleotides long. Lineage: Eukaryota; Viridiplantae; Streptophyta; Magnoliopsida; Brassicales; Caricaceae. The record is from RefSeq and is a predicted model, not a curated record.